AUGUAUGGCUUCAGGCCCAAGAAAUCUUCGCAGGACAUACUCCUACAACUACACCACGAAGUACUUAAUCCCGUAGAACUCCCCCACAAUGACAAGAUCAUUCUAGCACUUGACCUUAAAGAAGCCUUCGAUAACUUCAAGCACGAAGACACCUUAGCUCACCUAAGUGCCACCAAGUGUGGCGAGCGCGUCUUCAAAUACAUCCGAAACUUUCUUACUGACAGAGUUGUGUACAUUCGCAUCCAAGAUCAGAAAUACGGCCCCUAUCCACUGGGCAUGCGAGGCCCACCACAGGACGCUGUGCUGUCGCCUCUGCUGUUCAACUUAGCUAUGGCACAGCUCCCGGGCCACUUGGCUGCUGUCGACGUGGUAAAGCAUGCGCUUUAUGCCGACGACAUCACUCUGUGGGCCACAGAAGAAUGCCUUGGCAGCAUGGAGGACAGCCUGCACACCGCAGCCCAUAUAGUGGACGAAUAUGCGGCGUGCUGCGGCCUCCACUGUUCCCCACAGAAGUCCGAAUUCAUGCAGCUUCGGCCGUCGGUGAAGUGCACUUCGUCCAUCAACCUUUCCCUGCAUACUGGAUCUAUUAAUAAGGCACAGGAGAUUCAUGUCCUUGAACUCCACAUUCACAAACACCGCAGGGUCAAGACAACACUUCACAAGCUGCGUAAGCUUGGAGAACAGGUGGGCCGCAUGGUCCGCCGAGUCUCCAACAAGCGGGGAGGUCUCAAAAGCAAGGAUGCGCUUCGUCUCGCACAUGCUUUUGUCACUAGUCGCAUCUUGUAUGCGACUCGAUACCUUCACUUACGAAAGCACGAUGAACAUUCCUUGGAAGUCACCCUUCGCAAGAUUGUCAAGAGAGCCCUAGGUUUCCCGAUCACUAGUUCCAAUGCAAAACUUCAUGUGUUGGGAGCGGUAAACACCUAUCGGGAGCUCCGGGAGGCUCACCUAAAAACUCAUUACACGCGUCUGGCGCAGACCCCGUCAGUCAGACGACUCCUCGAUCACCUACACAUUCGGCAUGAAUUCUACGCAAAGGAGCGGCUACGAGUGCCCGAACAUUGGAAAUACGCGAUUCAUAUUCGACCCCUCCCCACCAAUAUACUGUGA
Molecule: messenger RNA, 1110 nt
Organism: Rhipicephalus microplus (southern cattle tick)
Lineage: Eukaryota; Metazoa; Arthropoda; Arachnida; Ixodida; Ixodidae
Source: RefSeq, a predicted model, not a curated record